This is a messenger RNA of Yamadazyma jaroonii, 1497 nucleotides long. Lineage: Eukaryota; Fungi; Ascomycota; Pichiomycetes; Serinales; Debaryomycetaceae. The record is from the annotation of a GenBank genome assembly.
AUGGAAGAUUUUGAUAUAGAUAAAUUACUACAGGAUGAAAAUUCCGAUCAAAUUUGGAAAUUAUAUAGUAAAGCUAAAGAUUCAUUACCUUAUAAAUCAAGAAUGGAAAAUUUAACAUGGAGAAUGAUGUAUUUAAAUUCUCAUAAACCUAAAAAUCUCGAUCCUUCAGCUGAAGAAUUCGAUUAUAUCGCUCAUAUUAAGAAAAUGGGCCAAGAUCAUAAUAAUACCUUUGUAGAUUUCAACCAUGAAGUUGAUAAUGGGAAGUUUUUCGAGAAAGAUGUUGAAAUGGAAGAUUUUAAUAAUGAUUUUUUCGAUAAUUUACAUAAUCCUAUGAAUCUCAAUAAUCAUGAGGCUUUAACAUCAUCAUAUAAGAACAGUUUACCCGUAUCACAUUCAAAUUCAGCUAUAACCAGUUUAUCGCAUUCAAAUAGCAUAACUUCCAUAAAUAUGAAUGCUCCUUCACCAAUAACUGUUAGACCAAUUCAUUCCCGAUCAAAUUCUUCCCAUUCAACUAGUCAAUCAGGACAAAUCUUUCCCAAAUUUAAUAGAACUUAUUCAACACCAAAAUCAAAUUUAACAUCAAAUUUAAAAUCAAAAUUAACUCCAACUUUUGACCAUCCCACGACGUCAACUACCAGUUCAGCAACUAUCCCAACAUCUUAUCAAUUUAAUGAUUUUGAUUUUGAAUCCAAUAACGAUUUUGAUUUCGAAAUCCAUUCUCAUAAGAAUUCAGUAGUAAAUUUGAAUGAAUUGAAUUCUCCUUAUACAAAUACUUCAUCAUCAUUACCCACACAUUUCAAUUCUCCAUUAUUUGAUGAAAAUUCAUAUUUUGAUAACUUUAAGAAUCUCGAACGACCCAAGAAUAAGAGAUCAAAGACAAAUAUUAAGAAAAAAUCCCAUUCUCCAGAAAUGAUUGAAGAAGAAAAGAAAAAAGAUAAGAAAAAUUCCAAUAAUAAUAUCAUGGACGGUAAUGUUUCAUGUACUAAUUGUCAUACCAAAACUACUCCAUUAUGGAGAAGAAAUGCUGAUGGUCAACCAUUAUGUAAUGCAUGUGGAUUAUUCUUAAAAUUACAUGGAGUUGUCAGACCUUUAAGUCUUAAAACUGACGUUAUAAAGAAACGUCAAAGAGGUACAAAUUCAAGUAAAAAAAUAACUGUAAAAGAUGGUGAUGAUUUAAAUCCAACUAAUUUAGUUAUGGAUAAAAAAUCUCCUAAAAAAAGACGUCCAGUUAAUAUUCCAACUGGAGAUUCUCCUUCAUCAAAACCUGUAAAUUCUUUAGGUUCUAUACCAACUUCAGUACCGAAUUCAUUAUCUAAUUCAACCAAUUCUUUUGGUUUGGGGAUUAAUGGUACUCCCAUCUCAACUCCAUCAUCAGUGACAGGGAUGAAUGUCAAAAGAGAAGAAGAAUUGCAUGCAAUUCAUGAAUUGGAUGAUAGUUUGUUGAAUCUGGAGUAUUUACAGGAGGAUAAUCUUGAUUGGUUAAGUAUGGCGUUAUAA